Manis javanica (Malayan pangolin) is the source of this 3885-nucleotide messenger RNA. Lineage: Eukaryota; Metazoa; Chordata; Mammalia; Pholidota; Manidae. The record is from RefSeq and is a predicted model, not a curated record.
CGAUGAGAAGUGGUGAGAACUGACCUCAUACUGGCACACAAAGACUGUGAAACCUGAUACUUUUGCCACCUGGCCAGCUGGCUCCCACUGAUAAUGUUAGGAAGCCAUCAGGUCCACUGGGAAACACUAAUCUGAUCUCGAAGUGGCUGAUUGUGUCAGGAUGUGUCGAUGAUGAUGAUGGCAAGAAAGCAAGAUGUUCGCAUCCCCACCUACAACAUCAGUGUGGUGGGCUUGUCUGGGACUGAGAAGGAGAAGGGCCAGUGCGGCAUUGGGAAGUCUUGUCUCUGCAAUCGUUUUGUGCGCCCGAGUGCUGAUGAAUUUCACUUGGACCAUACCUCUGUCCUCAGCACCAGUGACUUCGGUGGGCGAGUGGUCAAUAAUGACCACUUUCUGUACUGGGGAGAAGUUAGCCGUUCCCUGGAGGACUGUGUGGAAUGUAAGGUGCACAUUGUGGAGCAGACUGAGUUCAUUGAUGAUCAGACUUUUCAGCCGCAUCGGAGCACGGCCCUGCAACCCUACAUUAAGAGAGCUGCUGCCACCAAGCUUGCAUCAGCUGAGAAACUUAUGUACUUUUGCACUGACCAGCUGGGGCUGGAGCAGGACUUUGAGCAGAAACAAAUGCCAGAUGGAAAGCUGCUGAUUGAUGGUUUUCUUCUUGGUAUUGAUGUUAGCAGGGUCAUGAACAGGAACUUUGAAGACCAGCUCAAGUUUGUUUCCAAUCUCUACAAUCAGCUUGCAAAAACAAAAAAGCCCAUAGUGGUGGUCCUGACAAAGUGUGAUGAGGGUGUUGAGCGGUACAUUAGAGAUGCACAUACUUUUGCCUUAAGCAAAAAGAACCUCCAGGUUGUGGAAACCUCAGCAAGAUCCAACGUCAAUGUGGACUUAGCUUUUAGCACCUUAGUGCAACUCAUUGAUAAAAGCCGGGGAAAGACAAAAAUCAUUCCUUAUUUUGAAGCUCUCAAGCAGCAGAGCCAGCAAAUAGCUACGGCAAAAGACAAGUAUGAGUGGCUGGUGAGUCGCAUUGUGAAAAACCACAAUGAGAAUUGGCUGAGUGUCAGCCGAAAGAUGCAGGCCGCUCCUGAGUACCAGGACUAUGUCUACCUAGAAGGGACUCAGAAAGCCAAGAAGCUGUUUCUCCAGCACACCCACCGCCUCAAGCACGAGCAUAUUGAGCGCAGAAGAAAGCUGUACCUGGCAGCCCUGCCACUAGCUUUUGAAGCUCUUAUACCUAAUCUAGAUGAAAUAGACCACCUAAGCUGCAUAAAAGUCAAAAAGCUCUUGGAGACCAAGCCAGAAUUCUUGAAGUGGUUUGUUGUGCUUGAAGAGACACCAUGGGAUGCCACCAGCCACAUUGACAACAUGGAGAACGAGCGCAUUCCCUUUGACUUAAUGGAUACUGUCCCUGCAGAGCAGCUGUACGAGGCCCACUUAGAGAAGCUGCGGAACGAGAGGAAAAGAGCUGAGAUGAGAAGAGCAUUUAAAGAAAACCUGGAGACUUCUCCCUUCAUAACUCCUGGAAAACCUUGGGAAGAGGCCCGUAGUUUUAUUAUGAAUGAAGAUUUCUACCAGUGGCUGGAAGAACCUGUUUACAUGGAUAUUUACGGCAAACACCAAAAGCAAAUUAUAGACAAAGCAAAGGAAGAGUUUCAGGAGUUGCUUUUGGAAUAUUCAGAAUUGUUUUAUGAGCUGGAGCUGGAUGCUAAGCCCAGCAAGGAAAAGAUGGGUGUCAUUCAGGAUGUUCUGGGGGAAGAACAGCGAUUUAAAGCAUUACAGAAACUCCAAGCAGAGCGUGAUGCCCUUAUUCUGAAGCACAUUCAUUUUGUGUACCACCCAACAAAGGAAACAUGCCCUAGUUGCCCAGCCUGUGUGGAUGCUAAGAUUGAGCACUUGAUUAGUUCUCGGUUCAUCCGACCAUCAGACCGGAAUCAGAAAAAUUCACUCUCUGACCCCAACAUUGAUAGAAUCAACUUGGUUAUCUUGGGCAAAGAUGGCCUUGCACGAGAGUUGGCCAAUGAGAUUCGAGCUCUUUGUACAAAUGAUGACAAGUAUGUGAUAGAUGGUAAAAUGUAUGAGCUUUCCCUGAGACCAAUAGAAGGGAAUGUCAGGCUUCCUGUGAACUCUUUCCAGACGCCAACAUUUCAACCCCAUGGCUGUCUCUGCCUUUACAAUUCAAAGGAAUCUCUGUCCUAUGUGGUGGAGAGCAUAGAGAAGAGUAGAGAGUCCACACUUGGCAGGCGAGAUAAUCAUUUAGUCCAUCUCCCCCUGACAUUAAUUUUGGUUAACAAGAGAGGAGACACGAGUGGAGAGACUCUGCAUAGCUUGAUACAGCAAGGUCAGCAAAUUGCUAGCAAACUUCAGUGUGUCUUUCUCGACCCUGCUUCAACUGGCAUUGGUUAUGGACGCAACAUUAAUGAAAAGCAAAUCAGUCAAGUUUUAAAAGGACUCCUGGACUCCAAGCGUAACUUAAACCUGGUCAGUUCUACUGCUAGCAUCAAAGAUCUGGCUGAUGUUGACCUGCGAAUUGUCAUGUGUCUGAUGUGUGGAGAUCCUUUUAGUCCAGAUGAUAUGCUCUUUCCUGUUCUUCAGUCCCAAACCUGUAAGUCUUCCCAUUGUGGAAGCAGCAACUCUGUUUUACUUGAACUGCCAAUCGGACUACACAAGAAACGCAUUGAGCUGUCUAUUCUUUCAUACCAUUCCUCUUUUAGCAUCAGAAAAAGCCGAUUGGUCCAUGGGUACAUUGUUUUUUAUUCAGCCAAACGUAAGGCUUCCUUGGCUAUGUUACGUGCCUUUCUUUGUGAAGUGCAGGAUAUUAUCCCCGUUCAGCUGGUUGCACUCACUGAUGGCGCUAUAGAUGUCCUAGAUAAUGACUUAAGUCGGGAACAGCUGACUGAGGGGGAGGAGAUUGCUCAAGAAAUUGAUGGAAGGUUCACUAGCAUCCCCUGUAGCCAACCCCAGCAUAAACUUGAGAUCUUCCAUCCCUUUUUUAAAGAUGUGGUGGAGAAGAAGAACAUAAUCGAGGCUACUCAUAUGUACGAUAAUGCUGCUGAGGCCUGUAGCACCACGGAAGAGGUGUUUAACUCCCCCCGGGCAGGCUCUCCGCUCUGCAACUCAAACCUGCAGGAUUCAGAAGAGGAUAUCGAGCCCCCUUCUUAUACCUUGUUUCGAGAAGACACAUCACUGCCCUCUCUGUCCAAAGACCAUUCUAAGCUUUCUAUGGAACUGGAGGGAAAUGAUGGGCUGUCAUUCAUCAUGAGCAAUUUUGAGAGUAAACUGAACAACAAAGUACCUCCACCAGUCAAACCAAAGCCUCCUGUCCAUUUUGAAAUUUCAAAGGGGGAUCUGUCUUACUUAGACCCAGGCCAUAGAGAUGGACAGAGGAAGUCUGUGUCUUCUAGCACCUGGCUACCUCCGGAUGGGUUCGAUCCUUCUGAUUAUGCUGAACCCAUGGAUGCUGUGGUCAAACCAAGGAACGAAGAAGAGAACAUAUACUCAGUGCCCCAUGACAGUACCCAAGGCAAAAUCAUCACCAUUCGGAAUAUCAACAAAGCCCAGUCCAAUGGCAGCGGGAAUGGUUCUGACAGUGAAAUGGACACCAGCUCUCUGGAGCGAGGCCGCAAGGUAUCCAUGGUGAGCAAGCCAGUGCUGUACAGGACGAGGUGCAGCCGGCUGGGGAGAUUUGCUAGCUACCGAACCAGCUUUAGCGUGGGGAGCGACGAUGAGCUAGGACCCAUCCGGAAGAAAGAGGAGGAUCAGGCAUCCCAAGGUUAUAAAGGGGACAAUGCUGUCAUUCCAUAUGAAACAGACGAAGACCCGAGGAGGAGGAAUAUUCUUCGCAGUCUGAGAAGGAACACUAAGGUAAGACACCAGUUUAGGAAUGAGUCAUAG